AUGUCCGAAAUCAGCGGGAUACCACCCGCCGAAACCUCCCCCGCAUCUGCUCUCCCUCUCCCCAUCCCCACACCAUCUCCCCCACAGAUUCCCACACCGCAAGCACUGCAAAGCUGGCUCCCUCUAUACCUCUCCAAAACCGACAGCGUGCUCACUCACCUCUCCAAACUUUUGAGUACCCCCUCCGGAACCGAUGUUCUCCUCUGCACAAUCGGCUACAGUUCCCUCCUAACCUCCAACCUCCUUUCCCGUCUCUCCCUCCAUCAAAUCCGCCAAGCCGCUCGUCUUCUGAUCGAAAAAGCCAUUGCGCUUCCUCCUAAUACUACCAUCGUGCUCUCACCUUCUACUAUUCCCGUACCCAGUUCUCGAUUGUUGUUAUUAGCGACUCGAUUCAAGGCACUGAGUGCAUUGAUAUCCGAUUUCAGGACAUUUGGGCGUCUUUGGGGACUUCUCGCAAUUUAUAAAUGGGCAAAAGCAACGUGGAACAGUCCGCCCGAGGAUACAUUAAUUAGAAAGAUUGUACAGAUCCAAGUACUUGCGAAUCUCUGCUACCAAGUUUUGGAAAACGGCGCAUAUCUCAGUUCCAAAAAUAUACUUCCAUGGGAUAAAACUAAGCAGGCGAAAGCGGGGAUCUGGAGUGUGAGAUGUUGGAUGGUACACGUGGGACUUGAUAUUGUGAAGUUGGGCAUCGAGUAUGGAAGAAGAGAUAAGGAGAUGGCGGAGAUGAAGGGAGAGAAAGAGAAGGAACAUAGAGAGUGGAUGGAGAGGUGGAGGAAGAGCUUAAUUGUUAAUUUGGCUUAUGCACCUUUGACGGUGCAUUGGAGUUUGGAGGGUGGUUUGGUGACGGAAUUCUGGGUUGGUUUAUUGGGAACUGUGGCAGGAGGAACGAGCUUGAGAUAUUUGUGGAGAAAUACUGCAUAG
Molecule: messenger RNA, 921 nt
Organism: Botrytis byssoidea
Lineage: Eukaryota; Fungi; Ascomycota; Leotiomycetes; Helotiales; Sclerotiniaceae
Exons: 1
Coding region: 1-921 (306 amino acids)
Biological process (GO): peroxisome fission
Cellular component (GO): peroxisomal membrane
Source: RefSeq, a predicted model, not a curated record